Erigeron canadensis is the source of this 1188-nucleotide messenger RNA. RefSeq lists its product as uncharacterized. The record is from RefSeq and is a predicted model, not a curated record. The annotation marks the transcript as partial. NCBI's taxonomy places the organism in Eukaryota, Viridiplantae, Streptophyta, Magnoliopsida, Asterales, Asteraceae. The transcript is spliced from 2 exons.
AUGCUGGUUGAAUACAGUGCUCCUGAUGCUAUGAGCAGUUUUGCUUACCUUCAUAGUAAUGAAACCAGCAUCUUGCCCUCAAGUGAAGAUAAUCCUAUCCCUGUCUCUAUGGAAAAUCACCUUACUCUGGUGGAGGCUCUCUCUGUAGAGCCAACUUCCUCCACUGAAGUACCUCCAGAGAAUCCUGCUGACAUAGGAGCUUGCUAUGACACUCUCUCCGAAUUUCUUCUGUCUCAUGAGUUUCAGCGAGGAUCCAUAGACUCCACCCUUUUUAUCUAUAGAAAGGGUGUUCAUGUUCUCUAUGUACAAAUAUAUGUCGAUGACAUCAUAUUUGGAUCCUCCAGUAAGAAACUUUGCAACAAAUUUAGCUCACUAAUGUCCUCUCAUUUUGAAAUGAGUAUGGUGGGUGAGUUAACCUUCUUCCUUGGUUUACAAAUUCGCCAGCUCACUGAUGGCAUCUUCAUAAACCAAGAAAAAUAUACUCGAGACAUGCUGGCCAAAUUUGAUAUGUCUAAUAUCACCACCAAGUCUACUCCCAUGUCUCCUCCAAACAAUCUCCAUGCUGACCCUGAAGGUAAGCAUGUGAAUCCCACAUUCUAUCGUGGAAUGAUUGGCUCACUGAUGUAUCUCACAGCGAGUCGUCCUGAUAUCAUGUUUGCUACUUGCCUUUGUCCAAGAUAUCAAGCAUCUCCCAGGGAGUCUCAUCUCCUUGCUGUCAAGCGUAUCUUCAAAUAUCUCAAAGGGACUUCCUCUUUAGGUCUCUGGUAUCCCAAUGAGUCUUCCUUUGACUUAGUUGCAUACUCUAACUCUGACUAUGCUGGCUGCAUGUUAGAUAGGAAAAGUACCAGUGGUGGAUGUCAACUGCUGGGGGGAAGGCUGACUAGUUGGUCUAGUAAGAAACAGCAUACAGUUUCCAUCUCCACUGCUGAAGCAGAGUAUGUGUCUGCAGCAAGUUGUUGUGCACAAGUCCUCUGGAUGAGAAACCAACUUGCUGACUAUGACCUAAACUUUUCCAAGAUCCCCAUCAUGUGUGAUAACACAAGUGCUAUUGCUAUCACACAUAAUCCUGUUCAGCAUUCCAAAACUAAACAUAUUGACAUCAGGUAUCACUUCAUUCGUGAUCAUGUCAUGAAAGGGGAUGUUGAAAUUUACUUCAUCCCCACUGAUGACCAACUUGCUGAUAUAUUC